AUGUGCAAGAACUGGGUCAGCGCGUCCUUGAAGACCAGUCACAACGAAGGAUGGUUCGGAGCACUGGUUCAUGCACCUCUGAUGGAUAUCUUCUCCAGCAUCCAAGAUACCACCGUAAAGAUGACCGAUAUUAGGAGUCUGGGUGCCGACGUCCCGGGCAUCAACCACAAGCACGGUGCCAUCCUGCGCCACGACGUCUUGAAGCUGGACUUGAUGGUCAUGGAGGCAAAGCCCAAUAACGCUUCAUACGGUCGGGCGAUGGAUAUAAAGAAGCUGGAGACAGGAAUGGCGGCGAAUCUAUGCUCCGACAUAUACUUGCUCGAGGCCAGACUCUCUGCAGGUAUCAUUCUCAUGUACAAGAUUGGCCAGUUCACUCUCCCGGCGGUGGCCUCCAAGUGCCAUGAACUCAUAGGUGGUCUCGACAUGAUGAUCAAGAUAAAGCGCCGGAUCGAAAACCUGAUCGCUUUAAUGCAACAUGCCAAGGUCGGGUUGCGACCGUCGUCCUCGCCAGACUAUCUGCCAAUCGUCUGACCAUCGAGUCAGCUACAUAUAUGAUAUACAUAGCAAACAAGUCAGAAGAUGCAACAGUGCAUUUUUAUUUAUUGCGCCUUUCAAAUGAAAUUGUCGAGAUACGAUAUUCGAGGUGCCCUCUAAACAAGAUUGAUUCCACGCCAUCACGCUAUUCGAGCUCUCAGCUGCUUUUUUCUGCUGGGCAUGAUCUUGGAGCCGGUGUAUCAAAAUAUGGUAGUUACUAGUGAUUCUCACCGGUGAACGGUUAACCGCGGUGAACAAGUUCGCUAGUGAAUUCCACAUAUAGGUUCAAUCUUUCACUCGAC
Messenger RNA from Gamsiella multidivaricata, 836 nucleotides. RefSeq lists its product as uncharacterized. The record is from RefSeq and is a predicted model, not a curated record. The transcript is spliced from 2 exons. Bases 1 to 531 code for a protein of 176 amino acids. Lineage: Eukaryota; Fungi; Mortierellomycota; Mortierellomycetes; Mortierellales; Mortierellaceae.